Messenger RNA from Arachis ipaensis, 1914 nucleotides. Its product is annotated as auxin-responsive protein SAUR72. Gene Ontology annotation, biological process: response to auxin. The record is from RefSeq and is a predicted model, not a curated record. Lineage: Eukaryota; Viridiplantae; Streptophyta; Magnoliopsida; Fabales; Fabaceae.
UAUACAUUAUACAACAGCCUAUUGGUCAACCUGCUAAGUCAAAAAAUACCAUGAAAAACAAAGAAAGAUUGACAUAGCCACAUACAUUUAGAAAGCCUUAAUUCCAAUGUUAAUUUCCUUUAAACAGUAGUGAAUGAAAGCUGCAUGGGUUGAGCCAGAACUUUCAAUAUUUCUUGUUUCGUUGGACUUAUUAUUAUUAUUAACCCCUCCCCAAAGAUUAGGUAUAUAUUCUUUUCACCUUCUGUUCAAGGAUGCAAUGAAUCUGCAAAGAAACAUUUUAGCUUAUGGUUGAAGUUGGACCUUGAAAUUAACCCAUAUAUAUAUUAUUCAUGAUUUUUGAGAAUACACUCUUUUACAUUAGUCUAGCACAACAAAAAAGGACCUAAUUACUUCCGUUUCCGGUACAUUACUAAUAUAAAUAGUAAUGUACCCUUGUACUGUAUGAUUCACCAAUGAGCCAAUACCUGUCACUGAGUUUAACAUAGAAAAAUAUGUUCAAUAAUUGCAAAUUCACUAAUAAUAUAUCUAAAGUCCUAGUCACACUUGAUAUAAAUUAGUCCAAAACCAUAUGGAUUUAACUUUGAAAACAAAGUAUUGUGAGUGAGAAAGAAAGCUCAUCAAACCUUAACACAUACACUAGUCACUCACAUGCAAAGUUUUGGAGAACACAACUUGAACCAUUUCUUAACCUAACCUUGUGACAACAUCUUCUGUUAGGUUUUGUCAUGCAUGUGACAUAGAAAACACAACAAUUAUUAUAGAAUUAUAUUCUUUGUUUAAUAGAAAUGUAAUUUUAAUAUUGAGCUACCAAGUUCUCUUACUCUUCUUUAUAAAUUGGAGGCAUGCACCAACCACAUAGCCAAGAGUUAAAAGCUAACCUGAUUAAAGAGUGCUUGAUUUCUAAGUCGUAACCAAAAAAAAAUGUGGGAAAGGGGUUCAGUUUCAAUUCCUCUAGAUACUAGCUACCAAAAUAAAAGGAAGAUAGAAAACUGAAAUUACCAAAAUAACCCCAAGAAAGAGAGAAACUAGUAUAUCCAUGGAUCCACCAAAGAAAUCUAACAAGAUCAAGGACAUUGUCAGGCUUCAACAGAUCCUCAAGAAAUGGAGAAGGAUUGCCAACUCUUCAAAAUCAAGUGACAACAACAACAACAACAAUCAUAGCGGCAGCACCAGCAGUAAAAGCAUCAACUUUCUGAAAAGGACACUUUCUUUGUCCGAACGUGACAAAGGAUCGUCGAGCAAUGCAGUUCCAAAAGGCUACUUAGCUGUUUGCGUCGGACUAGAGCUCAAGAGAUUUGUCAUACCCACUGUAUAUUUGGGUCACCAAGCCUUUCACAUGUUGCUAAGAGAAGCUGAAGAAGAGUUCGGGUUUGAGCAGACCGGCGUUCUGAGGAUUCCUUGUGAAGUAUCUGUGUUUGAGAGUGUCCUGAAGAUGGUGGAGGAAAAGGACAAGUUUUCGGCUCACAAUUGCGGAUUAUUCAGUGUAGAAAAGAUGAUGAUGGGGUACUGCUCCUUCAAUCAGCUUACUUAUUCGCAUCAUCCUCAAAGUCCUAUGUGCAGAUAGAUAGAUAGAUAGAUAGAUAGAUAGAUAGUAUAGGAAUCUGACAUUGUCCAUUUUUUUUUUUUAUAAUGUUCUUUCUAUCUGAAAGUGAAAGUGAAAGUGAAAGUGAGGGAGAGUGAUUUAACUAGAUGUAAGAUAACCCCUUUUGGGGUAUUAUGAAGCAAAUAAUGGUUGUUUUAUAGAAGUGCUACUCUUAAUCAUAUAUAAUUCUAGAAUGAUCUAGAGUUGAAAGUUUUUCAUAUUUAACAAUCAAGUGCUACUCUUGAUCAUACACAUGCAGUAUCAUAUACAGAUUAUAGAACUUGGAAAUAACUCUUCUUUUCAAAUUGAACUCACUACCAAUUUUUCAAAAG